Molecule: messenger RNA, 1150 nt
Organism: Ceratina calcarata
Lineage: Eukaryota; Metazoa; Arthropoda; Insecta; Hymenoptera; Apidae
Product: methylmalonic aciduria and homocystinuria type D homolog, mitochondrial
Exons: 5
Coding region: 103-957 (284 amino acids)
Biological process (GO): cobalamin metabolic process
Cellular component (GO): mitochondrion
Source: RefSeq, a predicted model, not a curated record
CGCGGCCUUGCACACGGAUGCGUGCUGAUCGGAACGAACAUUUGGGUUAGAUAAUCCAAAACGCAAAAACGGUUAUCUUCGCUUAAAGAAAUUUUCAGUUCGAUGCUUUGCUUCAAACAUGCGAGAAGAACGGACUCCCGGACACUGCUCGACUUUAUCACGAGGAGCAAUUACUCCAGACGUAGUGACAAAAGCACGAAUACCUACAAGGUCGUGCAAACGAAUGGUGAAAACUUGGAUGAUGUGGACGGUACCGUUCUCGGAAUAAAUUCUAAUUGGGAGCUACUGACACCCAGAGGAUUCAGGUUUUAUUUACCGGGCGGCAUUGGCCCUGGCUGGUCGGAUGUCACUACCACAGUUCAAGUCAGAGCACAGCUAGUUGACUUUUGUAAUGACAAUGAACGAAUUUCGGUAAACGAUACAAAGGAAAAAGCAGCUCGUCGGCUCGGUCGAUUGAAAAACUGCAACCAAAUGCUCCAUUGCGUCGCCCAAGAAUGCCCUUUGUUAUUGCGGAAAGGUGUAGAAGAGCUGUUCCCUGGAUGUCUAGACGUUGGCUCUCCGCAGCUCACCAUAAUCACCGUUAGUCAGUCGAUCAAUGCUAAAGUCAUGAGAUGGAACAAGGAAAUGGAAACUGAGAAACUAGCCAAACGCUUCGUAUUAGCAGCUUCAGAUAUUUGCGCGAAAUUGAGGCAAAUGGGGUAUUGGGCAGACUUUAUCAAUCCGUUCAGUGGUCAGCCGCAUUUGAAUUCGCAAAAGAACAGUACCCUUUACAAGACCGACGAGCGAUUCCGUUGCUUAGGAUUUAAAAUAUUACAUAGAAACAAUUGUAAAGUUAUUUUAUACGAUAAUAACGUGAAGAAUUUUCUUGGAAGUCUCUACACCACGGCGCCUGCUAGUACAGAGUUUUUAAAAGAGAUCUUACGGGACUGCGAUUUUGUAAAUCUUAACGAAGCUUAAUAAUAGACGGGAACGGAGGGAGGGAGGAGAUUUUAGAAGAGUGAUGAAAGGAAAGAGAAGUGUCCGGUAUAAAUAUCUUUAUUUCUGUCGUCGAAAAAUAACAUUACAGUUCGUCAAAGAUGUAGCAUAAAUUUCUUGUGUUCAGUUGUAUUGUAUGAUUCUAAGAAGAAAUAUCGUUCGAUACAAUUGCCAA